AUGUAUGUCGGAGGAUAUAAAAGUUUACGUUUGUUGCAAAUUGCGAGGCCAGACUUUGUCCAUCCAGCUGACGCCCGGAAAUUAAUAAUUGCUAUGAAUGAAACAUUAAUUCCGAACAAAACCACAACAUAUUGGUGCAAAGAUUUUGAACUUCCAAAAUAUAAUCAGAAAAUGCAGAUCGUUAAGUAUUUCAUUCAUUCUGUUUUUUCUUUGUUAUUAGGUGUGAUUGAUUCGUCUGGAUUCGAAAUGAUUCUGAUACCAGCCCGAAGAAAAUUUGAUGGCGCAAUUAUUGAAAUUGGACAAAUUCCAUUUGACCCUCUCUUUCGUUUCACUCAAAUGAUUCCACCUUACCAACCAGAUUUCAAAUCUAACAGUAUAUGUCUUUCCAGUUGCAUUUAUGAUGGUGAUGAUCUGAAAGUGGAAUGUACUUAUAAUUCAAUGGCAAGAAGCAAAUUUACAUGGGGUGGCUUGUCGACGUCUGAUGAGAUGUGCCUUGCAUAUGUCAUGUACUAUCCUAAAAUGAGGACUACAAACUGCCUAAGUGCCAUUGGAGUAGUUGAUACCAAAUGGAGAGAAUAUAGUUUAAAUACUUCGAACUUGCUGCAAUUCAAGAAUCAAGAAAUUGCCAAGAAAUUUGAACAAACUGUCAAUGGCUUGGGAAAUAAUUCUUCUUUGUUAACAUAUUGUUCGGACGGAAUAAACGUAACAUCGAAAGCAGGAUUUACUUUCAGCAUCCAUUUUUAUAUUCGUCUGCAUGACCUAAUCCUUGUCGAACUUCUCUGUUGGGGCAUAUAG
This is a messenger RNA of Acanthosepion pharaonis, 795 nucleotides long. Lineage: Eukaryota; Metazoa; Mollusca; Cephalopoda; Sepiida; Sepiidae. The record is from the annotation of a GenBank genome assembly.